AUGGCAAAGAAGGUAAACAAACGCGGUGUGAAAGUAGGAAAUCUACAAAAUCUGAAAAAAGAUAAGUCGACUUCGACGAAUAAAGAAAGAAAAUAUGUAUCCAGAAAUAAUCCUAACAGUGGAAAAAGUCAGAAUUCCAAAUACUUAUGGAAACUUGAUGGAAUUCGUCCUUUUUCUAUUGCGGCACUGGCUGUUUUAUGUGGAUUUUUUAACAGCUAUCAUCAAGCGACCAUGUUUGAAAAUGACAGGCAUUUUUCCCAUCUUUCUUCUUUGGAGAGAGAAAUGACAUUUAGGACAGAAAUGGGUCUAUAUUACUUUUAUUAUAAAGCUCUGACAGAAGCUCCAUCAUUUUUAGAAGGAAUGCAUGCAAUCAGGAACGAUAAUCUCACAGAAUAUCCUUCUGUUAUAAAUACUUUAGAGCGAUUUACAUUAUAUCCUGAAGUAGUAUUAGCUGCCAGUUAUAGAAAUAUAAUAGCUAUAGCUAAUUUUUUUAAUGUGAGUCUUAAAGAAUGCUGGCAAGUUCUGAGAGGUGAUGAUCUUCCACCCAUUGAAAGUUGUGAAGGUAUUGGUGAUCCUGCAUAUUUUUAUGUAAUAUCUGUCUUUCUACUGAAUGGUCUUGUCGGCUCUCUCUUGUUUUUAUUCGGAACUGCUCUUAGCGAUUCAAUAUCUGGAGGAAUAUUAUCAGUGUCCUGCUUCUUCUUUAAUCAUGGAGAGUGCACUCGAGUCCAGUGGACUCCUCCAUUGAGAGAAAGUUUUGGAUAUCCUUUAUUCCUACUUCAAAUGAUGUUAAUCAGCUUGACAUUGAGGUGUCGAAAGCAACUAUUUUCACAUUCAGUUAUCAUUGCUGUUCCUUCUGUGUUAUUUAUGCUAUCGUGGCAGUUUGCUCAGUUUGCUUUCCUAACCCAGAUAUUAGUUUUAUUUGGCUUGUAUCUGCUAGAUGGUGUUUCAUCUGAUGCCUUGAAAUGUAUUCUGAAGGGACAUAUAAUAAGCCUUUUUAUCUCUAUUAUUUUGCUGUUUGGGAACAAAAUGCUGAUUACCUCAUUCUAUACAUCUGUACUUUUAAUGUGUUUUAUCAUUGUUUCAUCUGAAAAUAUUUGGAGAAAACUUAACAGCCUACUACUGAAAAUGUUUGUGAAAGGAAUCACCUUGGUGCUUGGAUGUGUUAUAUUGAAAAUUCUGCUAUCAUCCAUUUUAAACGUACAAGAUGAUGCACAUAUUUGGAAUAUUUUAAAAUCAAAGUUUACAUCUUAUAAAGAUUUUCACACAUUGCUAUAUACAUGUGCUGCAGAAUUUGAUUUCUUACCAUGGGAAACUAUACUGGAACUUACCAAAACAAUUGCCUUACCGGUCGCAAUUCCAACGGUUGCCUUCAUUUUGUACUUUAUUUUAUUCAGAAAGAACAAUAAUGCAUUACAUGAAGAUGCUGAUGUGCUCUAUAAUAUUUUCCAAUGUUUGGCAUUUUUCAUCAUGGCUAUCCUUGUUAUGAGACUGAAGUUAUUUUUUACUCCCCAUUUAUGUCUUAUGAUUUCAUUGACUAUGAGUGGAAAGUAUUUCAGAUUUUUAGAUGGGAAAGCUGUUAGAUAUUACAUCCUUUUUAGUUUACUUGCUGCUAUGAGCAUUCAGGGUAUCUCAAAUAUUAAGCAUCAAAGAAAUAUAAUUGGUGAAUUCAGCAACCCUGACUUAGAAGAGCUUAUUUCUUGGAUAAAUGCUACUUUGCCUGAAGAUGCAGUAUUUGCUGGUCCCAUGCCAACUAUGGCCAACAUUUUAUUGUCAACUAGAAGGCCAAUUGUGAAUCAUCCCCAUUAUGAAAAUGCUGGCUUACGGGAAAGGACUCGCAAUGUGUAUCAGAUCUUCAGCAGAAAACCUGUAACAGAAGUAUAUGAUACUCUACGAAACAUGAAAAUUAACUAUGUAGUUCUGGAACGAAAUUGGUGUUUUGGAAAGAGAAGGGAAGGUUGUGCUAUGGUUGAUCUUUGGGAUAUUGAAGAUCCAGAAAACAAAGAUAGAGAAAAUGUUUGUCAAAAAAUAGUCAGAAAUCCUUAUCCAUUUCGUAAAGUAUUCAGAAAUUCAGUUUAUACUGUUCUAAGUUUAUAAAACAGUAGACUUAAUUUUCUAGUCAAAAGUUAUCUUACAGUUUCAUUGAAUGUUUUUACUAUUUCAAAACUACAUUAUAUAAAUCAGUGAUUGGCAUACCAAAAUUACUGCAUUCUACAAAGCGAGCGAAUCUUGGGAAUUUAUGGAAAAAUUGCCCGACUUUAAGAUGAAAAUUGUGUUUUCCAAUUUAUAAUAACUGCAGUGAACUCAUAUCAGCUACAGUUUUGCCAUGAACAAAACAUUCAAUUUUAUGUAAAAAUUUGCUUUUAAUCUGUUAGACUUUUGCUGUCACUCGAAUGGUGCUUGUAUGUUUUCAUUGUCUGUAGUACCAAAACAUUCCAUGCACAAUUAUCAUAUGAACAUAAAUUA
Stegodyphus dumicola is the source of this 2463-nucleotide messenger RNA. RefSeq names its product protein C-mannosyl-transferase DPY19L1. NCBI's taxonomy places the organism in Eukaryota, Metazoa, Arthropoda, Arachnida, Araneae, Eresidae. Gene Ontology annotation, cellular component: nuclear inner membrane. The record is from RefSeq and is a predicted model, not a curated record. Gene Ontology annotation, molecular function: mannosyltransferase activity.